AUGAUAUGCCAAGCCCAUUAUUCCAAUGUAUUAUUUCUGUUUUAUUUAUUUUUGACAUAUCAAAUAGUAAGAAGCAAUCCCUUAGAUGAAGAAGAUAAGGAUUUAAACAUAACCAUUGAAGUACUUAAACACGAACUACCAAAUCAAUUGCCUCUUGGCGAUAAUAUUACCAUUAUUUGUAAAACUAAGUGGAUGUCAAGCGAAAUGAUGUGGACAUUCAAUGAUAAAAACAUUUCAGAACAAGCAGGCUUUAAGUUGGAGAUGGAAAGUGAAAAUAUCAACAAAGAGUCUGGUAAUAAGUUUGAAGUUUCUAUUUUACACAUCCUGAGUAUAGAUUUCAACCAUGUAGGUAAUUACAAGUGCCAUGCAUUUUUAAAAAGAAAUGACACUGACUUUGAUCUAGAUUUGCGACAAAUUUUUUUAAAUGUUACCUCUCCAGCUCAAAUAGUACAAAUAUCCAAACCAACAUAUACAAAAAUGCAUGAAACUGUAGAAAUAUUUAGCAUUGUCAAAGGUUACCCUAUUGAGGAAAUUAAAUGGUUAAAAGACAAUGAACCUCUAACUGAUUUUACUUGGGAAAUUAAAGACAUUAAUAUUACACAUAAAAAUACUUCACUGAAAUUUGAAGUGUCUAAAAAAGACAAUGGAACUUAUACUUGCCUGGUUUCAACACCUACUUCUCAAGCUAGCAAUUCCACUGAUGUGUUGGUCCUUGAUAAACCACAGAUUACUUUAGACUUUAUCAAACCAAUUGGUGUAAAUAAAAUAUACUUCAACUGGACUGUUAAUGAUGGCAAUAGCCCAAAUGAUUUGAAAUAUAUUAUCCAAUACAAAUCUGAAGAUGACAAGGAAUGGGUCUACUAUCAAUCAAUGAUCAAUGCUAGCAGCACUUCUUUUGUACUAACUGUAAGGAAUAACACUUCAACUAAAAAGAAUUCAUCUUAUACAAUAAGAAUUAUGGCAACUAACUCUCAAGGUGAAAGUAUGUACUCUACAAGUAAUCUGGUAAAAUUGCUGGAUGAAGAACCCAUAGUCAUACCUAAAGUUACUGUUACUGGGGUGACAUCUAGCUCCAUCACCAUAAAAUGGACUCCACCUCCUGACAAAUUUAAAGAUCACAUACAUUACUACCAACUCAUACUUAGAGCAGUGAAUGCUAUUGAAAUAUUUGAAGCUGUCCAACCUGCAGUCAAAGACUAUCUCUACAUGUUCUCAGAUUUAAACUCGGCUACUACUUAUGAAUUUCAAGUGGCGGCUUGCAGUGAUUACAGCAAAGAGUGUGGACCAAUGUCGCAAAUUGCAAAUGGUACAACUAUGGAUGGCACAGCAGGUCCACCGUCUAAUGCCUCAGUUGAGUGCAGAUUUGAUAAUAUUAGCCACACAAACUUCGUUUUUGUAUCUUGGCAGCCUCCAGUGGAACCUCAUGGAACAAUACAGUCAUAUAGUGUCACUUUAGAGGGAUCUGCAAUAUAUUUAAACGAUCAAGGCCAGCUGGACAAUAUUACUUGGGGCCCAAAAUCCACUAGUAUCAGAGAGAUAACCUUGAAUACACGAUUUUACAAUGUUUCGGCCAACACUAACUAUACUGUAAGAAUAUGUGGUGUAACUGGUCUAAAAAAAAAUGGUCAAUUUGUAACUCUAAACUGCACAAUGCCUCCAACAUUGCCUGACAAACAAAAACUUGCUAGAUUACAUUGGAAAAAAAUGGAAGAGCAGGGUAGAUGGAUGUUCAAACUGUUUAUGCCAAGGAUAUCUGAAAGAAAUGGCCCCAUUUGUUGCUACAGAAUUUACCUUGUCCGAAUGGAAGAUCAACAAAAAUUAUCUGAUUUACCUAAUCCUGAAGACCUGACAAUUAUGUCAUACCAAGAAGCCCACAGGACACCUAGGGGAGGAGCUUAUGUAGCAGAAAUGUUUACAAGCUCUGCUUUUCAUAAUGAAGUAUUUUUGGGGGACGAACAGGUUUAUAAUACAUCAAACAGUCAAUGUGAUGAAUGUAUAGGAUUGAGGCCUUAUAAUACUCCUAGGGAAGAAAAAAUUAAAAAUGCCACAAAUCUAGCAAACAGAGUAAGAAGAAACGAAAUUUUAACUGAUCCUCUUCUGCCUUAUGAUGGAAAUCUUGAUAUUAACAGCAAUUACACAGGAUUUGUUGAAAUAAUAGUUCAUGGAGAAGCCCAACCAUUAUUCCUGGCAGCGUAUAGCAAUUAUCUGGAUAUGAUGAAUCCAGGCCCUGAAGUGGUAGCAGCUCCAACAGCAGGAACUUUAAGUCUUAUAGUCCAAAUUCUGUGCGGUCUUGUGGUGGUCAUAUUAGUUCUCCUUGGAGCAUUGUGUAUUUUACAUCGAUAUACCAAGCAAGCUCAUGCACAGGCAGUGGAAAUGAUUACAUUUAGAACGUCGUUAAGGGGCUUUAGGGGUCGCCAACGGCUGGUAUCACUUAAUCCUCCUGACAUGUGCCCUAUUAGUAAAUCGGAUUUGGUUUCUGCUUACAUAGAACAUCACAGAGACUCAGACUACGGGUUUCAGCAAGAGUUUGAAUUAUUGCCAGAUAGAUUUUCUGAUCGAACAACGCGAGCUUCUGAUACAAGAGAGAAUGUGUACAAAAAUAGAUAUCCCGAUAUUAAAGCAUAUGAUCAAACUCGGGUGAAGCUGACGCAAGUUGACAGUAUUGCUGGCUCAGACUACAUAAACGCUAAUUACGUGAUGGGUUACAAAGAAAGGAAGAAGUUCAUUUGUGCUCAAGGUCCCAUGGAUACUACCGUUAACGAAUUCUGGCGAAUGAUUUGGGAACAACACCUCGAGUUGAUUCUUAUGCUUACCAAUCUUGAGGAAUACAGCAAAACCAAGUGUAGCAAAUAUUGGCCUGACAAAAGUGAUGGUGAUAAAAUUUUUGGAGACAUUACAGUUACACAUUUACUAGAAACCAGAUACUCGGAUUACAUAGUUAGAGAAUUAAAGAUAAUAAGGACGAGUAACGGCAAGGAAUUAGAAGAAAGGAAUAUAACCCAAUACCAUUACUUAGUUUGGAAAGAUUUCAUGGCUCCUGAACAUCCCAAUGGUAUAAUAAAGUUCAUUAAAAGAGUGAACGAAGCUUAUUCAGUAGAAAAAGGUAGUAUUUUGGUUCAUUGUAGUGCAGGUGUUGGCAGAACAGGGACUUUAGUAGCACUUGAUUGUUUACUUCAUCAAUUAAAAGAAGAAGGACAUGUGUCUAUUUUCAAUACGAUUUGUGAUUUAAGGCAUCAGAGGAACUUCCUAGUCCAGUCUCUGAAACAGUAUAUUUUUAUUUAUCGAGCUCUCAUGGAAGUUGCUCAAUAUGGUGAUACAGAAAUAAAUUCCAGUGAAUUGAAAAAUACGCUGGAAAAGUUAAGGCAGUGUGAUAAUGGCAAAAAUAAAUGUAAAUUAGAAGAAGAAUUUGAAAAUAUAAUAAACGCUUUUGAAGACAGAAAAUCCUGUUCAGUGGCUAGCGGCGAGGAGAAUCGCGAGAAGAAUCGCUGCGACAGUAUCAUUCCAUACGAUAGAAAUAGGGUUAUACUUACACCUCUAUCAGGCAAAGAACAUUCCACAUAUAUAAACGCUUCUUUCAUUGAAGGUUACGAUAAUAGUGAAUCAUUUAUUAUCACACAAGACCCGUUGGAAGGAACUAUCAACGACUUUUGGCGGAUGGUUUCCGAGCAAGGAAUCAGUGUUAUAGUGAUGAUUUCUGAAGUUGGUGAGGGGAAAUGUCCGAGAUACUGGCCAGAGGAAGAGGCGAACUAUGACCACAUACACGUUCGGUACGUGCAAGCGGAGAGUUGUCCGUAUUACACGAGGCGAGAAAUGUGUAUUAAGAGCAGGGAUGGGGAGGAUCAGAAAGUCACUCAUUUGCAAUAUCAUGGGUGGCCUACUGUAGAUGGAGAGGUACCUGAAGUUACAAGAGGGCUCAUUGAGCUAGUAGACUUUUCUCAAACAGUGCUAGUGAGAAACGAAUGUUCAUCUUCAAUGGUUAUCCAUUGUAAUUUAGGAUCAGACAGAAGUUCGAUGUUUGUCGGACUCAGUAUACUUGUACAGCAACUUAGGACUGAAAGAAGGGUUGAUGUAUUCACAGUUACAAGAAAAUUAAGGUCGCAAAGACACGCCAUGAUCAACUCUUAUGCACAGUAUGAAUUUUUACAUCGAGCUAUUGUGAAUUACGCAGAACUUCAUGGACUCUGUGAAAUAUAA
Molecule: messenger RNA, 4194 nt
Organism: Psylliodes chrysocephalus
Lineage: Eukaryota; Metazoa; Arthropoda; Insecta; Coleoptera; Chrysomelidae
Source: the annotation of a GenBank genome assembly